CUCGUAGUUGUAAAAUUUGUUGGCUUGCCGCUGUGCACUCUACUCGUCGUUUGCUCUGCUACAACCUUGCCCACUUUAUCUGUGAGCCACUUUAAUUCAGUUCAUUUCUGACGAUCGUGUCGUUUGGUUGAUUUGAGUAAAUUUGCGGAAGUGUGGCCGAACGUGUUGUUGCAUAGCGAAUGCAUUUGCGGUCGAAAGCGCACAAGUAACGGAACAAUAAAUGUUGUGCAAGAAGUGUUCGUGUACAUAAAUUUUGAAACAAUAAAGUUACGAACUUUUGUGUAACAAUAACAAAUACUGUGUAACUAUAUUAAAUGGAAAAAUGUGAACUACUAAUUGAUUGGGGCAAAAUUGAUUUUCGGCUCAACUCGCGCAAAAUUCUCGUUACAAUCAACCCUGACUACACUCCGUUGGUCCGGUUUUGUUUGGGACAGCCCGGUUAUUUUUGUAUACACGCGUCGCUGCCAUUGUUGUCAUUUCGUUACGAAUAGGUUUCAACAAUUUAUUUUCCAUAAAUAAAUUUGCUAUGCUUUGUUAAAAUUACUGAAAAAACAAAACAUAAAUAGCGAGCAAAGUGAAACAGCAAAAAAUCCAAAAACGAAACAUAGAAAACGCUAAACAGUAUAAAAUAAUAAAAACAACAAUAAAGAAUUAACCAAGAGGCGCAGGCAAAGUCAAAGUGCCGGAGUAAAACAGCCCAAAGAAAACUGAGAGAAUCAUUGUUAGCGGCGAAAAAGCAACAAUAACAACAGCAGUAAAUAUGUGCACGCGUAUAAGGAAAGCGAGCAAAGCAUAAAAGGUAAUAAUAAAUAGUGAAAACGCUAAUAUUGUUCGAGUUAGAAGUGGAAAAGCGGCGUAAACGUAAAAAAAGGAAAAUCCGAAUUUUACGCAGACAGACAAAUAUUAGUGUUUUUGGUGUAAUAUUGCUUUUGGAAAAAAUCGUAAACAUUUAAUUGUUGUUAUUGCUUGUCUGUGUUAAUGUUAAAAAAUGUGGCAGCAGUGCGUUGGCCGGUGAUCGAUGAUGUUGACGGCGUCAGCGUAGGCUCUGGAGCAGACGGUAAACGGCGCAAGCUGCACCUAAAAAGCAUACAAACAGCACAUUUUAUUUUCAAUAAAAUAAAAAAUAAUAAUUUUGUUAGUAUAAAAUAAUAUCAAAAAGUGGCGAAAACUUUGAAAUAAACAAAUUUAAAAGUAACGAAUAAUCAACGAAAUCAUAAAAAAAAUAAAUUGUGUACUGCAACAAUUUUUUGUACGCAAAAUUUGUUGUCAAGUUGUGCUAUUGUUUACUAUUUACUUUCCAAAAAUUUUGGUUCUGUGAUAACUGUGUGCCAAAUUUACUAAAAUUUUACUAUUUUUGUUUCAUACAAAAAUAUUCUUGAAAUUUCAACUAUUUUCUUACAACUUUUGGAUAAUUCGAAUAACUGCUGAAAAUCCCAAAGAUCCGCAAAUUUCUACCUAGUUUAUCAAACGCAAAUGCCGCAAAGUAAUUAAACUUUCAACAACGACAAAAUGGAAUUGGAAAUGUUAUCCUUCAUUUGUCGCCCAGCGUUGAUUUGACAACGUGCUGCGCCUGCGGUUUGAGCGUUCGUACGUACAGCGCGCGUCUCCAGCGUUGCUACAACUACUUACUUUGCCACACAUUUGAGUUGUCUACUGUUUUCAGUCAGCUGUAGGCUGUCAACUGUCAUAGACAGCUGAAAGUUUUUAACAAGCGCAACUAAUCCUUAACAUUUUUGUUGGACACAGCGUCGCUUUGGAGCGACUUACACGCAUAAGUUUCGUGCAACAUAUUUAAAUAAUAAACUUACAAACACACAUAUAAAUACCUACAGACGUCAUGUUACGCACAACGGCACACAGCACUAAGACGACGCGGCGGCAUCCGCUGGCGUUAUGCAACUCUGUCUUUGCGCUCAGCAUCGUGCUGCUGCUACACACACAUAACUGUCAUGCGGACGGCAUGCAACAUCUCGCGGAUAGCGGUGGUGGCGUUGGCAUGGGCGGCAUGGGUCCGCACUCCAUGGAUGUUAGUCCCGCGCCGGGUUAUGGCCUACCCGCCAUACCAAAAGAUCCGAAUUCACGCUGCGAAGAGAUCACUAUACCAAUGUGUCGCGGCAUUGGUUACAAUAUGACUUCUUUUCCGAACGAAAUGAAUCACGAAACACAGGAUGAAGCCGGUUUGGAAGUGCAUCAGUUUUGGCCACUCGUUGAAAUCAAAUGUUCGCCAGAUUUGAAAUUCUUCCUUUGUUCUAUGUACACGCCUAUCUGUUUGGAGGACUAUCACAAACCAUUGCCGGUUUGUCGUUCGGUUUGUGAGCGCGCACGUGCCGGUUGUGCGCCCAUCAUGCAACAGUAUAGUUUCCAGUGGCCAGAGCGUAUGGCUUGCGAGCAUUUGCCAUUGCAUGGCGAUCCGGAGAAUUUGUGCAUGGAGCAGCCAUCGUAUACGGAGUCGGGCAGCGGCGGUUCGGGCCGUGAUGGCACGUCCGGCAGCGGCUCGGGCGGCAGUGGUGGUAGUGGUGGCAGCGGCAGUGGAGGCGGUGGUGGUAAACGCAAACAGUCUGGUUCCGGUGGCUCGACUUCACAGAAAUGCAAAGGCAAAAAUUCAAAAAACUGCCAAAAUUCCCUAGGAGAAAGAACAAACACAAAGGAUUGCACGUGCUCGUGUCGCCCGCCACUCCUACUCCUGGGGAAGGAAGCGCUGAUGCAGCCACCACACAUGCAUUACCCGUGGUACAUGAAUUCAACUGUACAAAGAAUCGCCGACGUACCAAAUUGCGCGAUCCCCUGCAAGGGCCCGUUCUUCACAAACGACGAAAAGGACUUCGCCGGAAUAUGGAUCGCCCUGUGGUCGGGUCUGUGCUUCUGCAGCACACUCAUGACGCUAACCACGUUCAUCAUCGACACCGAAAGGUUUAAAUAUCCCGAACGUCCGAUCGUUUUUCUCUCCGCUUGCUACUUUAUGGUAGCUGUUGGUUAUCUAUCAAAGAACUUUUUGCAGAAUGAAGAGAUCGCUUGCGAUGGUCGCUACUUGAAAGAGAGCUCCGCAGGACCACACUCAUGCACUAUGGUAUUUCUACUGACAUAUUUCUUCGGCAUGGCUUCGUCCAUUUGGUGGGUAGUGCUCAGCUUCACUUGGUUCCUGGCCGCUGGUCUUAAAUGGGGCAAUGAAGCCAUCACCAAACACUCGCAGUAUUUUCAUUUAGCCGCCUGGCUCAUACCCACAGUGCAAUCGGUAGCCGUAUUGCUGCUCUCGGCUGUCGAUGGUGAUCCCAUACUCGGCAUUUGCUAUGUGGGCAAUCUCAAUCCGGAUCAUCUGAAGACAUUCGUGCUGGCACCGCUCUUUGUAUACCUCGUCAUCGGCACCACUUUCCUAAUGGCGGGCUUCGUUUCACUUUUCCGCAUACGUUCCGUUAUCAAGCAGCAAGGCGGUGUUGGCGCUGGCGUUAAGGCGGACAAAUUGGAGAAACUAAUGAUACGUAUUGGCAUCUUUUCCGUCCUCUACACCGUCCCUGCAACCAUCGUAAUCGGAUGCUACCUGUAUGAGGCCGCCUACUUCGAAGACUGGAUCAAAGCGCUCGCCUGCCCAUGUGCACAGACAAAAGGUCCUGGCAAGAAACCAUUGUACUCAGUACUAAUGCUGAAAUACUUUAUGGCCUUGGCAGUUGGUAUUACAUCGGGCGUUUGGAUCUGGUCCGGUAAGACGUUGGAGAGUUGGCGUCGCUUUUGGCGUCGUCUCUUCGGCGCACCGGAUCGCACUGGCGCUAAUCAGGCGCUCAUUAAACCGCGACCGCCCAUACCGCAUCCGUAUGCUGGCUCCGGCAUGGGUAUGCCAGUGGGUUCGGCGGCCGGUUCGCUACUCGCCACACCAUAUACACAAGCGGGUGGCGCAUCGGUUGCCUCCACCAGCCAUCACCAUUUGCACCACCAUGUUCUUAAACAACCGGCAGCAAGCCACGUAUGACAUGGAGAGUCAGGCGGAGCUUCAACAAUGGGCGGUGGUGGUGGCGGCGGCGGCGGCAGUACAAUUGGCGGUGGCAGCGUGCUGGGCGGACACGGUACUCUGAUGAGCACAGCGGGUAUGAGCAAUAGUACGGUUGGCGGCGGUGGUGGUGUUGGUGUUGGGGCUCCUCCUGGCAGUAUGUUGCACGGUGGCGGUGGCGGUGGCAUGGGCGUACCAACGCCCGGCAAUAUGGGUAUGCCUGGCGUUUAUGGCAAUGGUAAUGGCGGUGGCGGUCCCGGUGGUGGUCCAAUGGGCCCCAUGGGUGGCAAUGGCGGUGGUAAUGGUCCCAGUACGGCACCCGGUUCGGUGAUCGAUUCUCGCGCGGUGUCCGUGGUCGUUACGUUGCCUGGUGGGCCGGGCGCGCAACACCCCGGGCAGGCGCUGAGCGACUAUGGUCCUAUAUAGUUAAUGGUACGGCCAGAUACAGCGCACUGGGUGUCGACGAGCAGUUUUUCGCAACUGUAAAUGCAAGCGAUUGCAGUGUUGCAAUUUUCUUUAAGUUUGCGCACUUUGGCGCUUGCGCCUUUAAACACAUCUGAAGUGUUAAUAUGAAUUGUAAAGUUACAACAACAAGGCGCCAUAUUAAUUUCUGCUAAUUUAUAGUUGUACAAUAAUAACAUAUUUAAAUACAUAAAUUUAAACGAGUAUGUAAUAAAGUAACGAGUAAGCAAGCUAAACUAUAUAAUUCUAGUCCAUUUUCAUUGAAAGAAAAAAGCAAAAAAAAAAAAUAUAUUAAAAAUAAAGAAAUGAAGGGUUAAAAAUUAAAAAUGUACGAGACAACAACAAAGCACAAUUUCUAUUAAAUAUCACUAAACAAAUUAAAGCAAAAAUAGUCAAUAGCUUAUAGAGUAACACUUGAACUUGCUACACCUUCUUUUCCAAAUAAAAAUGUUUAACAAAAAGCAAAGAGUUAAAAAAAUAGCAAAUGAAAGUGUUAAAAAGUUAGGAAAAAGUAAAGCGAUACGAAAAGCACAUCAAAUGCGCGCGAAAAUACAUUUUUGCUAUAAAAAGUAAUUUUAUAAAAAAAAUGUCUAUAAACAUUAUUUCACUUACUGCUAAUUCCUUUUUCAACUCUCUACUCAAAUAGACUGAUUUAAAGUAAUAUUAAAAACUAAAGAAAAAACGUAUUUCACUAAAAACGCGAAAUGCAAUAUUUUAAAUGUACGAAUUGUGUAAAAAACCCGCAUUAAAAUAUGUUAAUCAUGGAAAUUUUAACGGAAUGCAUAUGAAAAGCAAAAACAAUAACGACACGGUAGAGAAAAACAGUUUUCAAAAACGUUUUUCAAUUCGCCUACCACCGAAAUUGCGUGAAAUUUGCCACUGCCAAAAACGCCAACGCCAUAUUGCAUUACAAAAACAAAAAUAAUAAUAACAAAAACAACAAUAACGCUACUUAUACGUAUACAUAGGAAAUGCAUGUAAAUUUGCCAGCAAAGAAAAUCGAAUAUCAGAAAUGUAAGCAGUUAGCGGAGCUGAGUUAAAAGAUAAUUACGAAAAAAACAACGUUUACGCAACCCAGUAAACGUGCAAAAGCAUUUGUAAAAUAUAUUUCAUGUUUAUUUGUAGCAUUUAUUACGCCUAACUGUAUGUAGCGUUGCUAAAUAUAAAAAUAUGUGAAAAAUCAUAGCAAACACACUUUGUGAGUUUAAGAUGAAAAAUCAAAAUACUUAUGAAAUGAAAAAUUGCACUAAAAGAUUAAUUAUAAUUAAUUUAUAAAUUAUUGAAUGCCAACGAAUUAGCGCAAGCACAUAAUGUCCAACUGUAAAUACUGAAUUUUAGUUUUUUAAUUUAAUAGAAUAAUAUUUUAUUAUUUAAGCAAUUAUAAGCGCGAAAUUAUUUUGUUCAAAAAUGCAAAAUACCGCAAGUGAAAUUGAAUUAAAGUGCACUAAAAAGUUUUUUUUACGUUAAUGAGGAAAUAGUGUUGAAACGUGCAGUUGUGACCAAUAUUUUUUAACACAAUACUUGGAAGAAAAAUAUAUUUUAUUUUGAUAAUUAUUGGAAGAAUUAUUUGUAUGAUAAUUAAUGGAAGAAAAAUUUAUUUUUUACAUAAUAUUUGAAAGAAAGUUUGUUUUUGAAUAAUGUUUAGAAAAAAGUUUUUACAUAAUGACUAAAAAGUACAAAUUUUUCUAUUUCUCUACUUCCGAGACAACAAAAUUCAAGCGCAAUAUUUUGUUUAAAUUUUUUUUUGGAAAAUUUAUUAAUUUAAUGUUUUUACACAGCAGUUCUUACAAUAUUUGAACAGCUUAAAGGCAUAUUGAUUUUUUUUGAUAUAUUUUUCAAAAGAAAUUUACAAAAAAAAUAAUUUUUUGAAAUUCUUCCUGAAUUUUUUUUUUGUGGUAAUGAUGUUUGCCCAGAUCUAAAAAAAUUAAACUUGAUCUACUAAAACUUAGCCAGAAGUCUCGAAAAAAAACAAUUUGCAAUUUUUUAUGCAAUAUUAUAAUUAAUUAUAAUUUUUGUUUAUAACGCUAGAAGUUACUUCUCAACAUUUUUGAGCAAAGGUUGUAUUUAACCAAAAGUUUAAAAUUAAAGAUAUCCUCAACCAAAGUUGUUUCCAUAACAAAAAUUUUUCUAUUAUUUCCACAAAAUGUUUUAUUAUGAAAAUUUCCAAAAAUUAAUUGUUUUUAAGUAAUUAUAUUCCGUAUAAAAAAUAUUCAAAAAAUUAUGUUCAAUAUUGUGAAGAAAAAAAUUAUUUUCCAAAAAAUAAAAUUUUUUUGUUCUAUAUACAUACAUACAUAUUAUCAAAUUUGAAAAAAAUAUUCAAAAAAUUAUGUUCAAUAUUGUGAAGAAAAAAAUUAUUUUCCAAAAAACAAAAUAAUUUUUGUGCUAAAUAUUAUUAAAUUUGAACAUAUUUGAAAAUAUUUUUAAAAUUCAGCAGAAAAAGAAUUCUAUUUAAUAUUAAAAAAAGUUAAGUUCAAUAUUUUUGAAAAAAAAAAUUAUGUUAAAUUUUUGAAAAAACAAAAUUCUUUGAGCAUUAAUUCUCGAAAUUAAACUUUUUUCAAACAUGCUUAAAACUUUUUGAGUAAACAUUUUUUUUCCAAUAUUAAAAGAAGAUAAUAAUACUUUGUACCAUAUAAUUAUCAAACAUUUUAAAACUCCAUAUUUGUGCCACAAAAAUAUUUCUUCCAAAAGCAACAAAAAAUUCGCUUAAUUUGCUGCACAUUUUUCACUUGUCUGUCUAAACAUCGCUUCGUAAAUUUUCCAAAACCACGAACGUAUUUUGCAUUUGUUUGACGCUUUGUAAAUGCAAGAACAACAAAUAAAUAAUUAUAUUAUAAAUUAUUUAUUAAUUAAGCGCAUACAAGAAUUUCCUACUUAUUUUUAAUAAGUUUAUUUGUUUACAUUUAUAAAAAGUGUGUAAUAUUAGGUAUUUUUGUUUGAUUUUCGUAUCAUUUAUAUUUCUUGCUGCAAAGAAAUUGUACAUAGUUGCAUGUAGUCACGCAUUAUUUACUAUAAGUUAAAAUAAUUAUUAUUUUUUAUAAUUUGUGUAUUAAUGAAAAACAUUAUGCCAACAAGUAGUUGUGUAAGCGUAAGCAAAGUAAUUGUAUUGUAAUUUGCAAAGCAUUCAAAUUUAUUUAAAUACUAUUAAUAUUUAUGCAAGGAAGAAAAUAUUUAAAAUGUAUGUAUUAAAAGAAAUUGAUUGAAAAUUGCUAAAAAUGUGCGCAGACUUGAUUAUUUUAGGUUUAAAAAAAUUAAAAAUAUUUUUUGAGCCCAAAAAACUCAACAUCAGCCAUUUUUUCAAAACUCACAUUUAAAGUUUUGCGGCUAUUCUUAUUAGCCGCCGUCUUUUCAUUGAGCGAACUACUUUUCUAUUGCUUUAUUAUAUAAUAUUUUAAUUUAAGUUAAACAGACGAAAAGUUAAAACUGUGUAUUUUAUUUUAUACUUUAUCUUAUAAUGAUUAUACUGUAGCGAUUAAUUAUUGUUUUUAUUUAAAAAUGCUAAAUAAAAUGCGAAGAAGAAAUUAUUUACAAAAUCAAA
Messenger RNA from Bactrocera dorsalis (oriental fruit fly), 7976 nucleotides. It is a transcript of the gene fz2, whose product is annotated as frizzled-2. Gene Ontology annotation, biological process: non-canonical Wnt signaling pathway; canonical Wnt signaling pathway. The record is from RefSeq and is a predicted model, not a curated record. The transcript has 3 exons. Gene Ontology annotation, molecular function: Wnt-protein binding; Wnt receptor activity. Gene Ontology annotation, cellular component: plasma membrane. The coding region runs from base 1838 to 3961 and encodes 707 amino acids. NCBI's taxonomy places the organism in Eukaryota, Metazoa, Arthropoda, Insecta, Diptera, Tephritidae.